Molecule: messenger RNA, 708 nt
Organism: Quercus robur (English oak)
Lineage: Eukaryota; Viridiplantae; Streptophyta; Magnoliopsida; Fagales; Fagaceae
Exons: 3
Coding region: 262-516 (84 amino acids)
Source: RefSeq, a predicted model, not a curated record
CUUUGUUUGACGCUAGUCACGUGCCAACGCAAUCGCGCGCUACUGAGAAAUCGGAAGAGAGAGACCAAGUUCCACGCAUCACAUACUGUGGCUUUUGGAAACCCUAACUCCCACUCUCCCAUUCUCACUAGCUCUUCAAGCCAAGAUACUCUCUCCAUGUCAUUAUCCUAGGUAACACAAGGAUAGGAAGGUUUUCCAAGUCCAAUUACAUAAUAAAGCAGAAUACAUACCUUCCACCUAGUGAGAAAGUGAAAAGGGAAAAUGAGCAGCGCUGCCAAAAACAAUGGCACCAAUGUAGGAGCAGGAGGAGGUUUCAAGUCCAAAAUGGAUCACUUCCUCUACAGUGGGGACAAGAAGCACGUCGCGGCUGGCAUUGCUGUCUUUACUGUCAUCUUUGGCAUCCCUUGGUACUUCAUGAACCGAGGGUCAAAACAUCAGUCCCAUCAAGAUUACUUGGAAAAGGCCGAUAAAGCACGGAGUGAAAGACUUUCUUCAGGUUCAUCUUCUGCCAAAUGAUUUUUGAGAGCUUUCUGUUGAACUGGGGUGGCUUCCACCUUGCAUUUUGACAGAUUUUGAUGAUAAAUAUAUUUGGGGUUGUGUUUCUCUUUCAGCCUUAUGUGCAGAAUGGCUUCUGUUAGUCCUUGUAGAACUCCCAAUUUGGGAUGAAUUUUGUUUCUUAUCAAUCCCCCCUCCCCCACAAAAAAAUAA